Molecule: messenger RNA, 734 nt
Organism: Mytilus trossulus (common blue mussel)
Lineage: Eukaryota; Metazoa; Mollusca; Bivalvia; Mytilida; Mytilidae
Product: perlucin-like protein
Exons: 6
Coding region: 78-644 (188 amino acids)
Molecular function (GO): signaling receptor activity
Source: RefSeq, a predicted model, not a curated record
UUUACGUGACUGUGUGUUUAAAUAAUAUUGUUUGCUUUCUUCCUAGUACCUUUUCAACCAGACAUAAACGAAAAAGGAUGAUGUUGUCUAUAUUGUUUGUGGUUCUUGGUUUAAUUUCUGUGAUCAAACCCGACAGUUGUCUUCAACAGAAGGAAAAAUCGCUAAUAUCAAAUAUACGGUCAACUUUAAAUACUUUGGAAGAAGAUUUGGCAAAUAAAUAUGCGGGUUGCCAAGUAGGAUGGAAGGAAUACCAGAAUCAUUGUUAUUAUUUUUCAAGUGAUACGGAAACUUGGAAUGAAGCUGAGAAAAUAUGCCGGAAUAAGGGUGGGUAUCUUGUACAGAUUACAGACUCAGCUGAAAAUGCAUGGGUUGUGAAUAUUUUGAGAAAAGCAGUUCAACAGCGAAUGAUGGGCUAUUGGAUGGGAGCAAAAAAAGCAAAGGACGGACAAUGGAAAUGGAUCAACGACUUGUCUAAAGUUAAAUAUUUCAACUGGAAUCCUGGCCAGCCUGAUAAUUACGGUGGCAUAGAAGAUUGUGUCAGCUUUUGGAGAGAUCAUAAUUAUAAUUGGAAUGACGCACCUUCCAAUAUCACUUUUCAUAAGUAUGGUGGUGUAGGGUACAUAUGUGAGAAAACACGUGUCUAGGACAUAAUAAACUGAACGUAACAUGAGACGAGGCGAGAAUAGAUUACCAAUUGAAUAGAUAUUUUCUAUAAAUAAAUGAAAAUAACUGCA